This is a messenger RNA of Pterocles gutturalis (yellow-throated sandgrouse), 496 nucleotides long. RefSeq names its product germ cell-less, spermatogenesis associated 1 (gene GMCL1). Gene Ontology annotation, biological process: germ cell development. The record is from RefSeq and is a predicted model, not a curated record. NCBI's taxonomy places the organism in Eukaryota, Metazoa, Chordata, Aves, Pterocliformes, Pteroclidae. The transcript is spliced from 5 exons. The annotation marks the transcript as partial.
GACGGCUUGAUCCAGCAAUGUGGUGAAACAAUGAAGGAAACCAUCAAUGCAAAAACUGUGUGUGCUUAUUACAAUUCAGCGGGGACGUACGGGUUAGACUCUGUGAAGAAAAAGUGCCUUGAGUGGCUCUUGAAUAACCUGAUGACUCACCAGAGUGUUGAACUCUUCAAAGAACUCAGCAUAAACCUCAUGAAGCAGCUGAUCAGCUCUUCUAACCUGUUUGUAAUGCAAGUGGAAAUGGACGUGUACACUGCUCUCAAAAAGUGGAUGUUCCUUCAGCUAGUGCCUUCUUGGAACGGGUCUUUGAAACAACUCCUAAGUGAAGCUGAUGCCUGGUUUGCCAGCCGCAGGAAAGAUGUUGGGGAUGACGUUGCAUUCCUGGAAUCGGAGCAGGGGAGCGCGUUCCUGCCGGUGUUCACGCACUUGAGGUUACAGUACAUCAUCAGUGACUUGGCAUCGGCCAGAAUUGUUGAGAGAGAUUCCUUAAUCCCCUCAG